UCUGGGCUGACCAGCAAGGAAAAGAAGAGGAAAAUCAAACAGGCCACUAUCAUCUCCCAGAUCUCCACUAGUCUCCCACCUGCGGAAGACGAUCCAGUGAUCGGCUUCCAAAAGAAAGAUCUAGUCGGCCUCGAUCUGCCACACAACGACGCUCUUGUCAUUAGCAUUCAAAUCGCUCAGGCCAUGGUCGAUCGAAUCCAUGCAGACGAGGGCAGUGCAGCCAAUAUCCUACAAUUGGCAGUCAUCCAGCAGAUGGGCUUAGAGACAAAGAUCAACAAAUUAGCUAGGUCACUAACCGGCUUCAAUGGCGCAACAACGGUUACCGUGGGCAUGAUAGAUCUCGACGUCUACUCCCCACCUGUAAUCAGCUCACAAACAUUCAUGGUCAUUGAUGAAGUCUCGCCCUACAAUGGCAUUCUGGGCAGACCAUGGAUCAGCAAGAUCAACGCCAUCACCUCCGCCACACAUCAGAAAAUCCGCUACCCUAUCCCUGGGGGCGGUAUCAGUCAGAUCAAUAGUGAUCAAGCAAUGGCGAGGAAAUGCUCAGCUUAA
Messenger RNA from Prunus avium (sweet cherry), 552 nucleotides. Lineage: Eukaryota; Viridiplantae; Streptophyta; Magnoliopsida; Rosales; Rosaceae. The record is from RefSeq and is a predicted model, not a curated record.